Aaosphaeria arxii CBS 175.79 is the source of this 1861-nucleotide messenger RNA. Its product is annotated as cholinesterase precursor. Bases 272 to 1861 code for a protein of 529 amino acids. The transcript has 5 exons. The record is from RefSeq and is a predicted model, not a curated record. Lineage: Eukaryota; Fungi; Ascomycota; Dothideomycetes; Pleosporales.
ACCUUGUGGCGCUCCAUGUCUGUGCAGAAUGGAAUCUACGCAGUACGAACAGUCUACCGAUUUCCUAGGCCGUAAUACUUGCCAGGCAAUACUAGAUCGAGCCGUUUCUAUCCCGCCCCAACCCUUUACGUAGUCGUUCAUCAUGAUCAUCUCCUUCUAGGAGGGGGUGAGGUGCCCAUAAAACCAUCAGGACCCUGUUUCCUGCAGAAGUAACGCACGCAGUCGCACACCUUCAAUUCCUCUUGUGCUGUUCUUUCAUUCGUUCGUCAAUAUGCAGUUGUUUGUCCAAGCACUUGCUGCUGCAUCCCUCCUGCCUUCGGCCUUCGCGGCCCCUGCAGGAUACACUGCACCUAGGGUUAAGACAUCCUCCGGUGUCAUCGUUGGCCAUGCGGCAUCAAACAAGACAGGUGUGACCGAGUUCCUUGGUAUUAAGUAUGCGACGGCCGAGCGAUUUGCUCCCCCAAAGCGUUACAAUGCACCAGCCAACACUGUGUAUGAUGCAUCGAACUGGUCAGAUGACUGCCCUUCCAACAAGCCGCCAGUGAGCCAGUUCCCCAAUUUCACUCAGCCAUCAGGGUUGAGGGUUUGGAAGAACUUUGCUGCACAGAACAGCAACCCAGCAGCGGAAGACUGCUUGAAGCUUAACAUUUGGACAAAGACGCCUGAAGUGCUUCCUGGUAGGGGAAAGCCUGUGCUUGUCUGGUUCCACGGUGGUCGUUUUACCAUUCCUGGCCCUCACAGCCCCUUCUACAGCGGCCAGUACCUCACUGAUGCCGAGGAUGUCUUGGUCGUGACUGUCAACUAUCGCCUGGGUAUCUUCGGAUUCUCUGGUGCUCCUGGUCUCCAGCAAAACGCUGCUCUGCUCGAUCAGCGUUCUGCUGUUGAGUGGGUUCGUGACAACAUUGAGGGCUUUGGUGGUGACCCUCGAAGGAUUGUCAUCUUCGGUCAAAGUGCCGGUGGAUCAUCUGUCGACUACUUCUCCUUUGCCUGGAAGAAUGACCCAAUCGUUUCUGGGCUCAUUCCUCACUCUGGAACCUCGCUCAGCUUCAACCCCAAUACUCCCGAGUACGCCCAGAAGAUCUGGUUCAACGUCACCGAGACCAUCGGCUGCGGCGGUGCCAGUGAUGACUCCGCUUCUGUGGUCGCAUGUGUUCGCUCUAAGGACGUUCAGACAGUCCUUGCUGCUGCCGCCAAGGUUCCUGCGCUGCCAACUAUUGCUCUCGCUCAGGCUACUUUCCACCCCACCAUUGACAACGUCACCGUGUUUGGAAACUAUGAGGAGUUGACUGCUACUGGCCAAUUCGCCAGAAUCCCAAUGCUUCUUGGAAACACUGACUUCGAGUCCGGUUGGUACAAGCUCAGUGCAUUUGGCGCUAAGAUCAACCUCACUGAGGCACAAUGGGACCUGUUCAACCAGCGUGCAUUCACUUGCCCCAACAAGUAUACUGCCACAUACCGAACGCAGUACGGUGUCGCUACCUACCGCUACAGGUACCAUGGCGACUGGGACAACAUUCGCAUGUACAACGGAACUGCUGGACUUGGACCCCGCGGAAGUGGUGCCUACCACGGAUCUGAGAUUAACAUGGUUUUCGGAACUGCACAAGAUGUGUCCGGUCUUACCAACACUGCCGCGGAGAAUGAAACCAUCAAGUACAUGCAGAAGGCUUGGGGAACAUUCGCACGCGACUCGCUGAACGGCCUUCAGAAUAUGGGAUGGCCUCGUUUCAACCCCAAUGGUAACACUCUCGCUCUCCUUGCCUACAACAACGACCCUAAGCCCAAGUUCGUCAACCCUGCCGUCUACGAUGCUCCAUGCCCUGCCAAGAACGACCCUCUUCCAGGACAGGGUGGUUUCUAA